UUACCGGUUGUCUAUUUACAAGCACCUGAAAGUGUAAAUAAACGAAAUGGUUAUAAUGUUAAUUUAACCAAUGGCAAAAAUGGAAAGCUACAUCAUAUAAAACUCAAGGACUUUUCUAUUUAUACACGGCGAGAAGUGUUUCAAUUACAACAAGCGCAAAAGCCGUGCAUUAACACGAUGUCCCGCAAAUACAAUGAGUUAUAACAAAUUAAUCCAACACAAGAGGUCCAAAAUGUUGUACCUUGCUCUUUUGUUGGUGUUUUACCCUUUUCUUUGUGUUACCGGCAUAAACCUGACCUAUAUCGUCAAAAAAGACGGAAAUUUUUCAUAUCCCAGUUGUAUUGCUGAAGAUUUGGAGAGAUAUACAGGGGUAGGCUGGGUCUAUCCCAUUCCCAGUUCAGCACAAAACCUUCCCAGUGUUGCUACCAAAUUUAUACCUACACUUGACAAUGAGUUCAAUUGUCAAUUCACCCAAAACAGCCCCUGCAACUUAUUAUGGUCGUUGCGGGACUGGCAGAUUGACAAUGACUCCCCAAAAACGAAGGAAGUGAUUUUCGACAGACGUUGGGAAGAUUUACCCACAAUUUUUGUUUCCAACACUUCAAAAGAGUUUGAAGAAAAAGUUGAUCUACGUAAUAUUCUAAAGCAAGCGUUUUCGGUACGAGCAGAUGGUCUGGUUGAAAUAUUCAUUUGUUCGGGAUCCGACCCUAACACUAAUCCCUGCUAUUAUUUCUAUAUCGAAUCCAUCGAUAUUUACUUCAAGUAUUACGCUGCUAUUCCGAAAGACGUCAAGGAGGACGUCAAAAAGAAGAAUUUGCAGCAUGUCAAGGCCACUUCAAGCGUACUAUCACCGAAUGAAUGGAGGAAUUUCAUUAUCAAUUACGAAGGCUCUAAUUUGGUGCAACUAAUUGAUGUUACCGCUAAUCUUAAAAGAGUCUUAAUUGAAUAUUUUUUCGAUGAGCCAAUGACCGCAGCCUACAUGUUUAUGAGGAGUUCCAAUUCAAGUCUAUGGAAAAUGCAUCAUAACAGCUUUAUGUUUACCAAUACCACUCAGAUUUCCAGACUGGGCCCCAUUCUCACCAUCCCCAGUAAAGAUUUAUGCGUUUCCUUAUUGGUCAAGGUGUGCAGCUAUUGCGAGAUUAAAUUUCUGUACCUGAACAAGACUCGGAGAGUUUUAAAAGUUGUGGGACCUCCUCAGAAUGAAGAAUGGGUAGAAGUGAAGCUGAAAGAAGAAAAUAUCCAGUUUGACAAGUUAAAUCUGUUCGUUGAAACCAAAUAUGUAGAUGGAAGUUCCAAGAUAUCGGAUGGCUUCUGGGCUAUAGACGAUGUAAGGGUCUGCAAUGAAAAUGAGGUAAAAGUUUCGUAUCUGAAGCUGAGUGACACAUCGCACAUCUCUGAUGAUAACAUUACAUGCCAACUCGUAAAGAACCCUAGUUGGAGACCCAAAAAAGUGGUUUAUACAGGAGUAAAAGAUUUUCCAGAAGUUUUCGCCAAAUCUACCAAAAACUCGAUUCAAUUAAAAUGGAUUCCAGAAGACAAAAAGAAUCCUAUUACUUAUUUUAUAUUUUAUCAGGGUAACGAUAUCUGCACCAGUGAACCCCACAACGAAAAGAGAUACAAGUCAAGCGGAUUUAUUAGCACCAAACUGAACGACGUCACUAUUAGUGACCUCGUGCCUUAUACUUAUUAUAAUAUUACGAUAUCGACUGUUUUACAUGAGACUGAUAAGAAAUUAGUUAUUAAUACAUUAGAGACAGAUGAACCUAGUUUAGAAGAACUUCCGACAAAUAUAAAACUGAAACCGUCAUACACUUCUAUAAACGUAACAUGGGAACCAGUUAACUGCCAUAAGAAAUAUGGCAGAUUAGUGUAUACUGUCAUUGUUUCUAAUUCUACACUAAAUUUCACCAAAGAAAUAUCUCUACAAACAAACACUAGUUACGAGAUAACUGGACUGAAGCCGUACUCACACUAUUCUUUGACAAUUUUGACAGCUAGAAACGGUAGAAGCAUUUACAGGAAGGUGAAGACUACAAACUACACUCUGUCUUUCACUACACUCGCUGGAAUUGCUCCUUCUCCAGAAAACCUUGAAAUCUACUCAAUAGACCAAAAUACAGCAUCCUUAAGAUACGACCUACCCACAAACUCGAACGGUAUCAUCAAAGACGUUCACGUGAGUAGGUGCAACAGCCUCUCGUUCAGCAAAUGCAAAGCGUCGUUCUCUAUCGUGAAAAGAUGCAGUCUAUGGCCGAAGAAGUAUUGCGUGGAAGUGAAUUAUCUGAUACCUUUCCAGUCCUACAACUUCAGAGUUGCCCUAAAGAAUCUGGAUACGCCUACUUUUGGAAAAGAAGCUGUGGUGAAGGGAUUCGCUAGCGACAAAGUUCCAGGCCAACCAACAAACAUCACCUACAAAAUGGUCAACUGUCGCAGCGAUUACGAAUAUUGUGAUUUAAAUAUAAGUUGGUUGCAUCCUUACCAUCAAAAUGGCACCAUAACACAAUUCGAAAUUGUUUUGAACAGCACCAAUAUCAAGAAAGAAGCUGAAGAUGACAAAUAUAUUCAUGAAGUGUAUACUGUGCUGAAUAAAACUUACUAUUACGAUUAUACCUAUCAGAUCAAAGAUGUUCCAUACGACAGCCACUACAACCUCUAUAUACGAUCCGGCAACACCGCUUACAAAAGCGACUACGCAGAAACUCACGUCAAGACGGACCAUCUCGGGGAUCACAUCGAUCAAAGUCCAAAACUCUUAGCGAGAAGUGACAAUAAUUUGUUGUUCAAGAUGCCAUAUCUAGACAGCAGGCUACAGUCCUACACCAUGACAGUUGUGGUCCAAGACUACGAUAAGAAGCGGCAGGUUGAUGGUGAGGUGUUGAAGAAUAAGAAGGUGGCUGAUAAUUUGUGUAACAACUUCGGUGAUACUUGGAUAGCACAAGUAAUGAAGGUUGAUAGCAACGACAGCACCAGAAACAUAGCUAUAGGAAAUGCAGAGAAACAAAGUCUAAAGCCCAACACGAAAUACUGCAUCACUUUCAUCAUCACCAAUCGCUACAAGGACGCAGAACACGAUGUUGUUUAUUACGAAAAACUGAAGACUACAAACAUCCAAGGCUCUUCUAAAGGAGUCGUUGAAGGAGGAUCCUCGAACCAUUUGUACAUGCUGUUUCUUAUAUUGCUUAUUAUACCAGUGGGAUUUUUAGUUUACAGGUAUUUCAGAAAGAAGAGAUACAUCACAAAGUCGAUGAUCACACCAAACGAUCAUUGUUACGAAACUUUGCCCUGCAAUGAGAUUCGGCACGACAAAUCAGAAUCCAACGAAAAGCUGCAACCCGUUGUGAAUAGAGACUAUAGUUAAAUAGUUUUAGCAAGCCAAUUUAUUUCACCAGAAUGUGUUUCUAUAGAAUUUAUUCUACCAAAUCCGUUCUUUGCUAUCGGCUGUUCAAAUUUAUGUUGCUACGACUGUCUAGUGUCUAAUGUUGUCGAAAGAUCGUCAACCGUAUCUAAACGUCGGUCGCCAGAAUUGUCUAGAUAUUGUAAAAUAUGUCUAAACGUCGUCCUAAAUUUUAUAUAAAUAUCGUCAGCGAUGUCUAAACCUUGUCAGCAUAGUCUAAAUGUCCCCAGUGCUGUCUAAAAGUCUUCAGAGUGUUCCAAGCAUUGCCUUAAAUAUUCCUGAGUUGUUUAAACUUACUCAGUAUGGUCUAAAUGUGGUUAGCAUUGUAGAAAUAUUGUAAGCAGUAUCUAAAAAGUUUCCUUAAUUUUAUCGUCAGUGAUGUGUAUAUAUUGUAUAAAUGUCCUCACUACAAUACAAUAUCUCCAAUCGUAACAUAUCUCCAAUGUUGUCUAACAGUCCUGAGCAUUGUCUAAACUUUCUUAGAGUUCGUUUAACUUGCUCAGUAUGGUCUUAAUAUCAUCAGCAUAUUCUAAAUAUCGUCACCAUUGUCUAUACAUUCUCAGAGUUGUUUAAACUUGCUCAGUAUGAUCUAAAUAUCGUCAGCAUUGUAUACAUAUCGCAAGCAUUAUCUAAACAUCUUCCUCAACCUUAUCUAAAUAUCGUAAGUAUUGUCUAAAAGUUGUCAGCGUCGUCUAAAUGUUGUCAGCAUUGUUUAAAUAUCCUAAACAUUAUCUAAACAUUUUAAACAUCAUCAGCGAUGUGUACACAGUGUUCUCAGCAUUAUCUAAACACCGUCAGCAUUGUCUAAACUCUAAACUUUCUUAUAGUUCUUUUCACUUGCUCAGUAUGGUCUUAAUAUCAUCAGCAUAUUCUAAAUAUUGUCAGCAUUGUCUAAAUAUCACCAGUGUUGUCUAAAAGUCCUCACCAUUGUCUAUACAUUCUCAGAGUUGUUUAAACUUGCUCAGUAUGGUCUAAAUAUCGUCAGCAUUGUAUACAUAUCGCAAGCAUUAUCUAAAAAUCUUCCUCAACCUUAUCUAAAUAUCGUAAAUGUCUAAAAGUUGUCAGCGUCGUCAUUGUUGAAAUAUCCUAAGCAUUAUCUAAACAUCUUCCUAAAGCUUAUCAAAACAUCAUCAGCGAUGUGUACACAGUGUAUAAAUGUUCUCAGCAUUAUCUAAACACCGUCAGCAUUGUCUAAAUAUCGCUAGUGUUGUUUAAAAGCCCUCGGCAUUGAACAAUAAGGCCAUUGUCAUUCCGUCACUUUAUAUCCACCGUAUUCUGCUUCUUCUGAGUUGAGGUUAUAAGUUGAGAGUUUAAAGUUUGAUAAAGAUAUUUUAAGUUUGGCAACACUUUGAUCUGAUAUACGGAUCACUGAGACAUUAGAUGUAUCAUUUACAUUCCUUUCUCAUUGUGUUUGAACAAUAAAAUUGAAGUGUUUUUACAAUAAAUAUUCUAUUAAUAAAAAUAAGAAUUUUACCAAUCGAAUAAUGCAAAUACUCGUAAUAUUAUCAAAAGAAUCUCAAAAUAGAGUUUUAGUUUUCAUUAAGAGAUUUUAGCCCUAUUGGGUAAUUUUUAAUAUGAGUUUGUGACGCCAUUAUUUUUAACAGCGAUAGUAAAAAAUGGAGUUCGUAGAAAAAUAAUAUAUUUUUGUGCGUUUUACCCCUUCUAAUGACUUAAUAGUUUUAUGUUACCUAAAAAAGCAUCUAGAUCAUUUAAUGUAAACUGGUAAUGACGUAAUGUUUUGACAGUAGGGUGCACUAACAUAAAAUCUACAUUUUUUAUUUAAUUUACUUGAUUUAGUGCCAUUUUUUGCAUACACGAACGAUGUUGGUAGUUUUAUAUCAACAGAUUGGUUCACAUAUAGAAAUGGGCAAAUCAGAAGUGACCCGUGUCAAAGACUCGAAUCUUCAGAAAGAUCCAAUUGAUUCGAAACUCAAAAUUAAAUUUAACACAUCUCGAAUCAGUAACAACGGAACCCCGUCGUAGUUACUAAGCGAAAGAAAAUCCCAAUUUUUUCAGGUAUUCCUGAAUUACCUGACAAAGUGAUCCGGUUAUCUUAAGUGAACCGGAACUGUUGAUCCGAAUCUAAAAGAUUCCUCGAAAUUCCCAUCUCUAUUCAGAUCUAUCUUCGGAGGACGCCGCAAACAAACUUUCACAAAGUUGUGAGUCUCAAAACAUUGUAGAUCUACAGCAUGAGGUGUUCGGCUUUUAAUAAAGUUCUGUUAAUAGUCCAAGAGGCAGCGCUGAAAAAUCUCUUUGAAUUUACUAAAUCUGGAUUUUUCACAGUUGAUUACUGUGAUUGUGUGGAGAAACAUUCUGCGGUCGGUUAAGCGAAACGUAGAACAGGGGUUACUGAGAGGGUAUCAAAGUUGCUUUCCUACGAAGGUAAUUAAAUCCAUUUACUAAGGCUGAAAAUCAGUACACACAUUCUAAAUUAAAUAUAAAUAAAAGUUAUUAUAGUCGGUCAGCUGUAUGACGGGACAAAGCCGGUCGGUCGGCCCCAGUGAAUGUACAGGGUUAUUCACUAUAUUUUGAGGCCCUUGUAAACUGCUUUAUUUACAGAAUUAGAAAAAAAUGUAAAAUACAAAAGUUAUUCUAUUUUUAAAUUAUGAUUUUUUGACAUAUAUAUCGUAGGUACUAGUGACGUCAUCCAUUUGGGCGUGAUGACGUAAUUGACUAUUUUUUUAAAUGGGAAUAGGGGUCGAGUGCUAGCUCAUUUGAAAGGUUAUUGAAUUCCCUAUUCAGUAAUAUAAACAUUAACAUGAUUAAUUAUACAGGGUGUCCAAAAAAAUUUUUUUAAUUAAAUUAAUUGUUUAAUUAAUAAUUAAAAAAAAAUUUGAACCUGUGUAAAUAAUGAUCUUAAUGUUUAUAGUACUGUAUAGAGAAUUUAAUAACCUUUCAAAUGAGCUAGCACACGACCCCUGUUCUCAUUUAAAAAAAAUAGUCGGUUACGUCAUCACGCCCAGAUGGAUGACGUUACUAGUACGACAUACAUGUCAAAAAAUCAUAAUUAAAAAAUCGAAUACCUUUUGUUUUUACAUUUUUUUUUUCUAAUUCUGUAAAUAAAGCAGUUUCCAAGGGGGUCAAAAUAUAGUGAAUAACCCUGUACAUUCAUUGGGGCCGACAGACCGGCUCUGUCCCGUCAUACAGCUGACCGACUAUAAUAACUUUUAUUUAUAUUCAAUUUAGAAUGUGUGUACUGAUUUUCAGCCUUAGUAAAUGGAUUUAAUUACCUUAGUACGAAAGCAACUUGAUACCCUCUCAGUAACCCCUGUUCUACGUUUAGCUUUAGUAAAUUCAAAGGGAUUUUUCAGUGCUGCCUCUCCGUCUAUAAGUUUGAGCACAAAGAUGUGUCUUACAUAUUUGAAUCAAUAUUUUGUUUCUCUACAAUUAGUGCCUUUUUAUUUCAUACUGAGCACUUUAUCCCAUCAUUGGAACUUCGAUUCAAUGAAAUGUGUCAUCAUGUGGAAGGGUACUAAGUUUUUAGUCCAACAGUAAGCAGGUUCCAAAGCAACACAAGUUACUGAAAAGUAGGCAACAUUUUUUACUGUUGUGACCAACAAAUAAGUCAGGCAACACUGUACAUUUGACUAAUGACGUCACUACCAGUUUAUACUAAAUAUAAUAUAGAUCCCAGUAUCUGCGUACACUAAAAUGUGCUUCCAAAAAGCUUGUACUUAUAUCUGUCUGUGAUAUGUAACACACCAACCGAUUCUAACUUUCAACCAUGUUUUUACUGUGCCUUAUAUGUAUUGACAUAUUAAAUAAUGACCUUUUAUUUGUAAAAGUUUUAAUUUUUAUGGUAGAACUGUAAUAUCUGUUAUUCAAUAAAAUAUAUGUAUUGCAGCUAUUUUAAAUAAAGAAAUGUUUUAAUUUA
Diabrotica virgifera virgifera (western corn rootworm) is the source of this 7268-nucleotide messenger RNA. RefSeq lists its product as uncharacterized. The transcript is spliced from 16 exons. NCBI's taxonomy places the organism in Eukaryota, Metazoa, Arthropoda, Insecta, Coleoptera, Chrysomelidae. Gene Ontology annotation, molecular function: protein binding. The record is from RefSeq and is a predicted model, not a curated record. Bases 194 to 3358 code for a protein of 1054 amino acids.